Messenger RNA from Ogataea angusta, 2232 nucleotides. RefSeq lists its product as uncharacterized. The coding region runs from base 1 to 2232 and encodes 743 amino acids. The record is from RefSeq and is a predicted model, not a curated record. Gene Ontology annotation, biological process: deoxyribonucleoside triphosphate biosynthetic process; meiotic recombination checkpoint signaling; protein phosphorylation. Lineage: Eukaryota; Fungi; Ascomycota; Pichiomycetes; Pichiales; Pichiaceae. Gene Ontology annotation, molecular function: protein serine/threonine kinase activity; ATP binding; protein serine/threonine/tyrosine kinase activity. Gene Ontology annotation, cellular component: nucleus; cytoplasm. The transcript has a single exon.
AUGAACGGGGAGGCUUCUCAAAAAGAUCAAGGCCAGACAACCCAACCCACUCAGCCCACGCAACCGAGCGCCUGGGAUGCGCCUGGCAAUGACGUGCUUGCACAGGAGCUGAUCAGCACCGGGGUGGUUUGCAGGCUGAUUUGCACCACUAGCACUGAUAUAUGUCGCGGAAAAGGCUACAUUGAUGUGAUAUUGAAAACAGAUACCUUGGAGGAUAAGCAGGAAUGGAUAUUUGGACGCAGAGCAGAAAGUUGUGACUAUCCGCUGAAAACCAAGAGCAACAGGAUCAGCAACAAGCAUUUUAAGCUCUGGAUGAGUACCAAAAAUUCCAACGGAGGAGCAAAUGGCACCUUAAUGAUCCAGGACACGGCUACUAAUGGAACCUGGGUCAACGGGACCAAACUUAUCAAGGGAACGAACUACAUCUUAACGCAGGGCGACGAGAUCAGUAUAGGUAUAGGAGUUGCUGCAGACGUGAUACGGUUUGUGGUGCACUUUCCGAAAAAUGGUGCGCGCGACGAAACGCCAGAGCGAAACAGCAAUAGCUCGAAUGCAGGGAUACAUAUGGAUUUUAUUGUGCGAGACGAGAUCGUUGGCUCUGGCGCUUUUGCUACAGUCAAGAAAGCCAUUGAGCGAGCCACAGGCGAAACGUAUGCCGUGAAAAUCAUUAGCAAGAAGAAGGCAUUAACAGGAGGUCUGGAUGGAGUGACCCGCGAAUUGGAGAUUCUCAAGAAGCUGGACCACCCGGGGAUCGUUAGAUUAAAAGCUUCAUACGAGGACGUGGAAAAUUACUACCUGGUGAUGGAAUUUGUUCCUGGUGGAGAUCUGAUGGAUUUCGUGGCAUCUUACGGAUCGGUCGGAGAAGCUGCAGGCCGCGAAAUAGCGAAGCAGAUUUUACAGGCCAUUGAUUAUGUGCAUUCGAGAGGUAUAUCACAUCGAGAUCUCAAGCCAGAUAAUAUUUUAAUAGCACAGGAUGAUCCUGUGACUGUUAAAAUUACAGAUUUUGGACUGGCAAAACGCCAGGGCAUUGCCAGCAUCAUGAAGACAUUUUGCGGAACUUUGGCCUAUCUUGCGCCUGAGGUUAUUUCUGGUAAAUACGGGGCCAAGAUGGCUACAUCCAAAAAACGAUACAUGGGCAAAGGGCGCGUUUUUGAAGAUUCCUACUCAAACAAGGUGGACAUCUGGUCGAUCGGGUGUCUUGUCUUUGUGAUCCUCACUGCGCAUUUGCCUUUCAGCGGGUCUACGCAGGAGACGCUAUUCAAAAACAUCACGAAUGGAAAUUACCACGAGUCUUUGUUGAAGGAGAACGGGAUAUCGCUUGAAGGGCGUGAUUUUGUGAAUCGACUUCUGGAGACCGACGUGUCGCUGCGUCUGGACGCUCGCCAGGCACUGCAGCAUCCGUGGAUCAACGAAAUGAGCACCAUUGACUCGCAAGUGAGUCUUUCGCAGAGUCAGUCUCACCAACAGCGUCUUUCGCAAUCUCUGAGUAUGAAAGCAGAACCACCCGUUUUCAAAGUUCCACAGGUACCAAAGCCAAGUCAGCGAGCGCACACCGCUGGCGUGGGCGAGACAGAUGAGACAAUACAGGAGAUUGAGUUCAUCGAUUCUCAGCCUCUAUCUCCACGAGAGCAAAACAGAGAGGACGAAAAUGUCCCCCCAGGAACCUUCCUAACUCUGAAGCUUAUACCGUCGGAACUGGCGAAUAAGUACGAGCCCGUGGUCCAUAUCAAGCAAGGACAACCAUUCUUCUCCAUCGGGAGACUAGACACAUUGGACUAUACCAUCUCCGAUGAAAGAAUAUCCAAAACCCAUGCUGUGAUCCUUAAAAAACGUCAUCCAAUCGCAACAGCCUCCUCUAUCUACGAAUCGCCAGCUAUGGGAUUGGAGGAUAUCUGGAUACUGGAUCUGAGCACUAAUGGAUGCUAUGUCAAUGAUCAAAAACUUAAAAAAGGUAACAAGACUAAGCUUUUCAACGGUGAUGUGCUGAGCCUGUUCAUUGACAAACAACGGGGAGAGAAAUUGGCUUACAAGGUGGUAAUAAAUGAUACAACUGGACUGUUCAAGGGAGCCACGAGGGAGGAGAGAAACGUGAGCAUAGAGCCGCAAGAUGAGGCAGACCAGAAGCUUCCGCUGCUAAAGAAAAGACAAUCCAAUAAUAUCGAUAAGAAGAGGAAGCACGCAGAGCAGCAUGGAAUCAAUAAAAGGAAAAGAGCAGAUUUGAGUAACUACUGA